Cheilinus undulatus (humphead wrasse) is the source of this 755-nucleotide messenger RNA. RefSeq names its product coiled-coil-helix-coiled-coil-helix domain-containing protein 5. NCBI's taxonomy places the organism in Eukaryota, Metazoa, Chordata, Actinopteri, Labriformes, Labridae. The transcript is spliced from 4 exons. The record is from RefSeq and is a predicted model, not a curated record. Bases 118 to 441 code for a protein of 107 amino acids.
ACAGUAAUGGGCGGGUGCGGUGUCGUUACCCCACAGCCAUGGUUCCUCACAUGGAUUCAGUAGCACUGUAACCUUGGUGGACCGAUUUCUUCGUUAAGACACCUAUAAAAGAGGACCAUGCAGGCUGCUAUGAAUAUCACGGCAAAGUAUUGCCACAGAGAAAUGGAGGCAUAUGGUUCUUGUGUGGCAUCCAACCCAUCGACAUGGCAAGAAAAGUGUCAUGAACUGAAGAUAAAGGUUUCACAGUGCACAUCAUCACACCCAGUGAUACAGAAAAUCAGACAGGACUGUUCCAAACAAUUUGUGGAGUUUGAGCACUGUCUGAGAGAAAACCAGGACAAUCCUACCUCCUGCUCACCGCAUGUGGCUCGAUUUCUGGGCUGUGCAGAAACAGUGGACCUCAGUGGGUUGGAUACAAAUCCGGUUCCUCAGCCAUCAUAGCAUUUAGACAUCAUAUGUCAUCUGCAAAUCUCUCGUUUCCACAUCAGCACUGAUGAUCUGGUUUCACAUGUUCUGGUCUUGUUUUUACAUUUCAGUUUAACUUUAGUUUUUGUUUACUUCUGUGUAAAAUAAUGUGACUAUUUUUCUUUCUGUAACAAAGAUGUAGGGAACUAAUGCAACAGCACUGUGGCUGUUUGUUUAGAGAGGAGUAUGUGAUCACUGAGCAUAAUGUUACAGUUGCUCACAUGUAAAAAUAUGUUUUUCUACUGAUUAUUACUCAACAGUCUCAUUAAAAUUGAAAUCAAACUAGCUUA